AUGAGAUGCAAGCAAUCAUUGAUCUACGAAGCCUUUUUACAGCAUCAACAGUUGGGAGGGCGCAAGAAGGUGCCAGUUGUCCUAGGAACUCAUUUGACCAAGGCGUUCCUGCGCACGCACCGUGCCAGACAACAUGCAACUGCAAUUCUGGUUGUUGAUUUGGAAGCCGCCUUUUAUAAGGUUGUGCGACCGCUUGCCCUCUCUGGCUAUUGGGAUGACGAACUUUCAGCCUGCAUGACGGCGCGCCUCAAUUUGCCGGCGGACACUCUCCAUGCACUGCACAACAAUCUGCAACAGCCUGGGGCCACAUUGACGGCUGGGAUGGAUGCACGCUCACGCAGAGCCCUCCAGGCUGUCCAUACGGACACCUUCUUUCAAGUCUCCUCGCAGGAAGACAGAACCCAGACGCACCUCGGAACAAGACCGGGAGAUGCGUAUGCGGACGUUGUUUUCGGGUAUUUGAUGGCUCGUAUCUUGCACAAGUGUCAAGACCAGCUUAGUCAACUACAAGUUCUUUCCGAAAUUCCAGACAUGGAGUCGCCAGUCCUCUUUGGACGUGCAGGCCAUCAGAGACCAUCCCCAGUGCCUUUUGUAGGACCAGUCUGGAUGGACGAUCUUGCUCUUUGCCUCUGGGGCCAAACCACAGAUGCUGUGGUCGCCAAACUUGGAGUUGCAACAGGGGUAUUGUUAGACCUCUUUCGGGAGCAUGCCAUGAGCCCUAACCUCUCGCGAGGCAAGACAGAGCUCAUCCUGACGCCCAAAGGCGCAACCAAGCAGGAGGCGAAGAGACGCAUCGCCAUUGCCAAUGCUUGCUUCAACCGGCAUCGUAGGCUUGUUUUCCAGAAUCAACAACUGCCACUCGACAAGCGCAUCGACUUAUUCCAAAGCCUGGUCAUGAGUAAACUCUCUUACGCCAUGGAAACAUGGAAACUCCAGGACUGGCAGACAAGGGAGUACGUGCAUGCAGCCAUCAUGCGUCUCUACCGACGCCUCCUGAAGGCUGCCCAGAUGAGCGAACAAGCCUGCUGGGGAUUGUUGAAUCAAGACCAAGCCUGGCUCGAUUUGGUGCAAGAUGACUUAGUUUGGAUGUGGCAUCAGUUGGCCAACACCAGUGCGCUGGGCGAUCCGGCACAGCACUUUGAACGCUGGCUGGAAAUCAUGGCGAAGGCUGGUCCGACGUUUUUGUUCGAGAGCACGCAAUGUGGUGCGUGCCUUAAAGAAUAUGUCACGGAUGGAAAAAUGAAGACGCAUUUGAUCCGCUCGACCCCAUGCCGAACAUAUUUGCUAUCACAUGGCGGACGCUACCACCCUGCGCCCGGCCUGGGCUCGAGUGAGGACCAGCAACGCCACAUUGAGCAUGACAACAAACUGCCACCUCUGCAAGCACUGGGACCUGUUCUGCCGCCACCGAGACAGCGUGACUUGAACUUGGUCCAUUGGGACAUGCAUGAUGCCAUUGUGGAGUCGGCCUUGACUCUGGAGGCCGAAGAUGAUUUCAGGCUGGCCUGA
Molecule: messenger RNA, 1509 nt
Organism: Cladocopium goreaui
Lineage: Eukaryota; Dinophyceae; Suessiales; Symbiodiniaceae
Source: the annotation of a GenBank genome assembly